This is a messenger RNA of Phymastichus coffea, 1954 nucleotides long. RefSeq names its product probable ATP-dependent RNA helicase DDX52 (gene ais). Gene Ontology annotation, biological process: maturation of SSU-rRNA. Gene Ontology annotation, molecular function: RNA helicase activity; nucleic acid binding; ATP binding. Lineage: Eukaryota; Metazoa; Arthropoda; Insecta; Hymenoptera; Eulophidae. The record is from RefSeq and is a predicted model, not a curated record. The transcript is spliced from 11 exons. Bases 31 to 1737 code for a protein of 568 amino acids. Gene Ontology annotation, cellular component: 90S preribosome.
GAACACGUGAAAAGAUCGUAAACAUUUACGAUGGAUGCGUACGAUAUAUUUAAAACCCUUUCUUUUGGAAUAAAAUAUGAUUUGAAACGUUUUCCAAGUGAUGCAGAAAGAUUUUCGUUAGUGAAAAAACAUUCGCCCAGAGACUUGUUAAAAGUCAAUGAAGAAUCAGAUGACGUUGAAAAAAGUAAAAGGAACAUUGUUGAAACAGGUAGUUCAGAAGAGAUUGUAAAGUAUUCCAAAAGAAAACACGAUGAUAAUGAUGAAAAUGAAAAACCAAAAAAUGUACUUACACUUUUGGAUGGAAUAUCUGCCGUUGAAGAUGGGACUAUCAUCAGGCCAAAGAAAAAGAGUAAAAUUAUGACAGAAGAUAAAAAGUUGAAAUUAGAACAAGAAAAGAUAAAUCAGUAUCGAAAUCAGCACCAUAUAUCUGUUACUGGUAGUCAUGUACCAGUACCUAUAAAAUCUUUUGAAGAAUUGUUUGAAAUUUACAAUGUCAAAAGUGACAUUUUGCAGAACAUGAAAAAUUGUGGAUACACUGAACCAACUCCCAUUCAAAUGCAAGCUAUGCCAGUCAUGUUACAAGGAAGACAAAUAUUAGCAUGUGCACCGACCGGUUCAGGAAAAACUGCUGCAUUUUUACUUCCUAUUAUACACCAUCUAAUUGGGCCUCAAAAAAAGGGCUUUCGAGCUGUAAUUAUUAGUCCCACAAGAGAAUUGGCUAAACAGACUUAUAGUGAAUGCAUGAGAAUGAGUGAAGGUAGAGGUUUCCGAGUUCAUAUAAUCAGUAAAAUAAAGCAAGCACUAACACAAUAUGGUCCCAAAAGUAAUCAAAAGUAUGAUAUUCUAAUAACUACACCCAAAAGAGUUGUUUUCUUAUUGAAUCAAGACCCACCAGCAAUAAGUUUGAACAAUGUUGAAUGGCUUGUUGUUGAUGAAGCAGAUAAGCUAUUUGAAGAAAGUACUAGAGGAUUCAAAGAACAAUUACAAGAAAUUUCAAAAGCUUGCACAAAUCCUAAUAUACAUUAUGCAAUGUUUAGUGCUACUAAUACACCUGUACUUACAAAAUGGUGCAGGCAUAAUUUGAAGGGAUUAGUUACAAUUACAGUAGGACAUAGAAAUGCUACUGCAGAUACCAUAGAACAAGAAUUAUUAUUUGUUGGAUGUGAAAGGGGAAAACUUAUUGAAAUUAGGAAUAUUAUUCAGAAGGGAUUAAAUCCACCAGUGCUCAUUUUUGUCGACACUAAAGCAAGAGCUGAAGAAUUAUUUAAAGAACUUAUUUACGAUGGUAUCAAUGUAGAUAUGAUCCAUGCUGAAAGGACUCAAACACAACGAGACAACGUAGUACGAUGUUUUCGAGAAGGAAAAAUAUGGGUUCUCAUAUGUACAGAAAUGAUGGCUCGUGGUAUUGAUUUCAAAGACGUUAACCUUGUUAUAAAUUAUGACUUUCCUAAAUCAGCAAUAUCUUAUAUUCACAGGAUAGGUCGAACGGGUCGAGCUGGACGUAAAGGAAAAGCUAUAACAUUCUUUACCCAAGAUGAUGCCAUUAAUUUAAGAAGUAUUGCUACGAAAAUGCGAGAAGCGGGCUGUGAAGUACCUGAUUAUAUGUUAGCUAUGAAGAAAAUCAGUAAGAAACAGAGGAGAAAAUUAGAACUAGCUCAUCAAUAUCCUGCGAUAGGUACGAAUAUUAUACGGAAAAAAAAAGAAAAUCGUACGGAUGCCUGUAAGAAAAAUGUAUAAAAAUUACAAUGGUGCCUUUUUUGAACGUCACUGUACAGAUUUUAUAUGGAACAAUCCACACCAUUUUCGUAAGUUUUUUUUAUGAGUUCUAUAUAAAUUCUGUACGGAAUCUCUGCGAAUCCUGUAUAAAAUAUUUUUGAAUUUGGAAUUAAAGAAAUUUGUAGAAAAAUAAAUAAUUUACUUAUGUAUUUAAUAUUUUAUUGUUGUGUCUAUAUUA